Molecule: messenger RNA, 1548 nt
Organism: Medicago truncatula (barrel medic)
Lineage: Eukaryota; Viridiplantae; Streptophyta; Magnoliopsida; Fabales; Fabaceae
Product: putative F-box/FBD/LRR-repeat protein At4g03220
Exons: 3
Coding region: 1-1548 (515 amino acids)
Molecular function (GO): protein binding
Source: RefSeq, a predicted model, not a curated record
AUGGAAACAAGAUCUGCAAAACGUAAAAAAAUAGAACAAGAACAAGAAAACAAUGCCAAAUCAAAACCAUUAAUAGAUCGAAUUAGUGAUCUCCCUGAUGAUAUUAUUCAUCAAAUCCUUCUUUUACUUCCUAUUAAAUGUGUUGCACAAAUGAGUGUUCUUUCAAAGAGAUGGAAAUUUCUUUGGACAUCUUUUCCUGAUCUUGAUUUCACAACUCUUGAUCCAUUUCCACUUAUUUCAACCAAAAAUCAUAAGAAAAUUGAUAUAUCAAGACACCCUUUAUCUUCUUCAAAACUUGAUUUCAUCACCCAAGUUCUUUCUAUUCGCGAUGUAAAACAUAAAGAUAUAAGGGUCCUUUGUUUUCGCGCAUCUUUGAGUUUUUCGCGUUUAAAUAACUUGGUUCGUAGCGCCAUUAGGCAUAAUGUUAGAGAACUUGAUAUUGAAGUUCACACGGAAGUAGAUACCGAGGAUUUUUUCAAUUUUCCUAGAUGUGUUAUUGGUAGUGAAUCAUUAAGAGUUUUGAAAUUGAAAUCUGGUUUUCGUUUGCCUCCAUCAUCGGUUAUGCGAAACGGAUUUCAAUCUUUGCAUACAUUGUCAUUAUCUCUAGUUAUUUUAUAUAAUCAGCCUUCUUUAUCUGAUCUAUUCUCUGAAUCAUCUUUUCCUCGUCUAAAAAAUUUGCACCUUGAUAUGUGCUUCGGAUUAACACAUCUUCGUAUUGGUUGUCGUGCUCUCGAAGAUUUGAAUUUGGAAAGAUGCUAUGAGCUACAAGGUUUGGAAAUUUGUGGUGGAAAAAUUGAAAGAAUGAGAGUUAUAAGUUGUUUUGAUGCUUAUUGUGACAACAACACUUGGGUGAGAUUGAAUGUGCCAAAGCUUGAAAAUUUGAUUUGGAAAUUUAAUGCAGUUACUGAUGUUACUGUAUUUGAGAAUUCAAAUUUGUUGAAUGAGGCUUCCAUUGGUUUCUUUAUGUUGAGGGAAGGUAAGGUUAAUAUGGGUAGGUUUGAAAGUGCCAAUAACUUCUUCUCUGGAUUGUCUCAUGCUCAUUCCUUGACUCUUAAUACCCAAACUAUUGAGAUUCUAUCGAAGUAUAAAUUCAUUAUUCAGCCAUUUUAUAAUCUUAAAUCAUUAGAGCUACAUACUAGUUUGAACAAGAGUAAUGUUCAAGCAUUAGCAUGCCUAUUCAGAAGUUGUCCAACCCUCCACACAUUUAAUCUGGAGAUCAUUAACGAUUACAAGAUUGAAAGAAAACUAUGGAAUAGGGACUUAUGGGACAUGACUAGCACAGAAGAAGAGCAAUAUUGGGAAUCUCAAAUCCCAAGUUUGAAAUCUUUUCUACAACACUUGAAAGUGGUGAAAAUUAAAGGCUUUCUUGAUUGUGCAAAUGAAGUUACAUUAGUUAAGUUUCUUCUCAAGCAUGGAAAGGGUUUGGAAGAAAUGAGAUUGUGCACUGGACAUUCAAAUAGAAGAGAUACUUUGAGGAGACAAAAGAUAAAGUCACAAAUGAUGGGAUUUUCUUGGGCUUCUUCUAAUGCCAAAGUGGAGUUUCAGUAG